Molecule: messenger RNA, 1717 nt
Organism: Rhodofomes roseus
Lineage: Eukaryota; Fungi; Basidiomycota; Agaricomycetes; Polyporales; Fomitopsidaceae
Product: microtubule binding protein
Exons: 8
Coding region: 137-1717 (526 amino acids)
Biological process (GO): actin filament organization
Molecular function (GO): actin filament binding
Source: RefSeq, a predicted model, not a curated record
ACUUGACAUGUACGUGUAGCGAUCGCCAUGCUGUACAUCGAUACCUCCUCCCCCCGCGACGUCCUCUACUGUACCUCCUUCCACCCUCCCACAGCGCGCUGACACCAACCGCCAAGGACCGCGCCACCGUGCCACCAUGUCUCGUUUCGUCAGGGCAUCCAAGUAUCGCCACGUCUUUGGCCAACAGGGUAAGAAGGAAUAUGGCUUUGACAAUGUCAAGGUGACCAACAGCGCCUGGGACACCAACCUCAUCGCCGCCUCGUCUCGCUACAUCAGUGUCAACUGGAACGCGUCCGGCGGCGGCGCGUUCGCAAUCCUCCCCCUCCCCUCCCCAUUCGAGCCUCUUCCCUUUGGCUUCCCGACCAAGCUCCCCGACCUCAUCCCUCUCGCCCGCUCCCACUCCGCCCCCGUCCUCGAUACCGACUGGUCGCCCUUCAACGAUGCCAUGGUCGCAUCCGCGGGCGACGACGGCAAGGUCAUGCUCUGGAAGGUCGAGUCUGCCGCGUUCGAGGGCUGGGGCACCGAGCACUGGGAGCCGCAGGACUUCGACCCCGUCCUCCGCAUCGACGUCUCGCCCCGCCGCGUCGGCCAGGUUCUCUUCCACCCGACCGCGAACAACGUCCUUGCAAGCACGACCAGCGAACAUACCGUCAAGAUAUGGGACCUCGAGAAGCCCGAGGCCCCGAGAGCCCUGCUCGGUGGGCAUGGCGAUGCAAUCCAGAGCCUGGCGUUCAACCCGAGCGGCAACCUGCUUGUGACGACCUGCAGGGAUCGCAAGAUCAGACUCUUUGACCCGCGUGUCAGUGGAGAUGCGGUCCGCGUUGCGGAGGGACACGGUGGUAUCAAGGGCGCACGUGUAGUUUGGAUGGGCGAGCGCGACAACAUCGCCACGACGGGCUUCAGCAAAAUGAGUGACCGUCAGAUCGCCAUCUGGGAGACCGGUGGACUGAGUAACAUCAAGAUGACGACGAUCGACCAGACGUCAGGCACUCUCAUGCCGUUCUGGUCAGACAACAACAUCCUGUUCCUUGCUGGCAAGGGAGAUGGUAACAUCCGCUACUACGAGUACGAGUCCGACCAGCUCUACGGCCUCGCGGAGCACAAGUCGUCCGACCCGCAGCGGGGCAUGUGCUUCCUCCCGCGGCGGGCGCUGAACGUCUCCGACUGUGAGAUCGCGCGUGCCUACAAGCUCUCCGGGUCCUCAAUAGAGCCCAUCGCGUUCAUCGUCCCCAGAAAGUCCGACUCCUUCCAGUCGGACAUCUACCCACCUGCGCCGUCGUCCGAGCCCGCACUCACAGCGGGCGAGUUCUUCAGCGGCAAGACCACCCCGCCGAACCUCGUCAGCCUCGACACGGGCGCGAUUACCGCGGGCGCGCCGCCCUCCGCCGUGCCCGUGCCCAGCGCGUCAGUGCCGACGAGGACCGUGAGCGCGCCGACGCCAACGUCCGUGUCCGUGCCGAGCAUCUCGGUAGAAACGACGCUUGCGCCCACGAGCGCGGCGGUGCGGAGGCCGGAGCCGAGCCCUGUCGCUACGCCUGUGGAGCCGAGGACGCCGCUGCGGAGCCAUUCGGGAGACGACGCGAGUGCGGUGAAGGAGGAGAACGCGCGGCUGACGGCGGAGCUGCGCGAGGCGCGGGCGCAGAUCCGGAAUCUGGAGCUGCAGGUGGAGAGCAUCAAGGCGAACGCGCGCAAGGCGGCGGCGCUGCUGGACAGCUGA